Molecule: messenger RNA, 2977 nt
Organism: Phoenix dactylifera (date palm)
Lineage: Eukaryota; Viridiplantae; Streptophyta; Magnoliopsida; Arecales; Arecaceae
Product: putative WRKY transcription factor 2
Biological process (GO): regulation of DNA-templated transcription
Molecular function (GO): sequence-specific DNA binding; DNA-binding transcription factor activity
Source: RefSeq, a predicted model, not a curated record
CUGAGAAAAUCCAAUCAUUGGUAUCUUCCUUCCUUGAUGUGAUAUGCUUGUUUAAUUUUGCUUUUAUAUAUUACUAUUUUAAUUCCACAUUCUCCCGUUUUCUUGAUGUCUUGUUAUUCUAAGUGGGUUUUUAACUGAUUUGGUUUUGUUUUUGUUUACUUAUAUAAAUGUUUCUGGUUUUUCAUUUAUUUAUUGUUGGCUGGUAAUUUUCUUCCCUUUUUUUUUGACUCCAGUUGGUUCAACAACCUACAUGUAAAGAAUCUUUGAUUUUUUUGGUUAAUUAUGGUUUAUUUGUUUCAAUCGGAUGCUCCUCCAUUCCCCAAUUGGUGGACUUGUUUUACCUCCAUUCCAUUUAAGCGGCUUUUGGACGAUUAGUCUUGGUCGUCUCUUGAGCGUUGUUUUUUCUGUACUUUUUAUUUCAAUUUUUUUCUUCCUUUAUAUUUUCAAAUAUUCAGGCCUUGCACGUCUCCAUCAUUUCCUCCUAACGGUCAUCUCCAAAAAGGAAAAGAAGAGCUUCUUGGGUUGGCUAGAAAGCUUAUGGAGCCUGGUUUGUACUUGAAAAAGAUGACCUGAAGUAGGUCGACGAUUUCUUCAUCCUUCAUGAAGAUCGAUAUAAUUCAUUAUUGAUUUAAGACAGUAGCUAGCUUAUGAAAUUAAUUUUAUCUUGGAUAACAUAAGAUAGUAGCUCAUGUCAUUAAUUUUACUUUUGAUUUCCAGUGUAAAUCCCACAAGACUUGCUUCACCGAGUUGAGACAAGGAUUUGAUUCCCAUCAUGGCUGGAAUGGAAGAAAAUGCUGUCACAAUUGGAGAGACGAUGCCGUUUCUUUCAGAUUUCAAGUCUGUUGAAUUCGGUGCUGGCUCAUUCUCCGACUCGAUGCGAGAUGGAAAUCAGGCAAAAUUUCCGGCAUCCCGCAAACAGGAUGCGACUAUGAAUUUUAAGCAUAGUGAUUCUUCAUCAGAACCAAGCUCGUUGGAUGUUCAAAAGUCAAGCAUGCGAGGAGGUCUUGCUGAAAGAAUAGCAGCAAGAGCUGGUUUUAAUUCUUUAAGGCUUAAUACAGCUGAGAUAAGACAAGUGAACUUCUCUUCCUCAACCACAGAUGUCUGUUCUUUAUAUAUCACGAUUCCUCCCGGCCUUAGUCCAGCAGCAUUGUUGAAUUCUCCAGUCUUUCUUUCUACUUCUCUGGCCGAACCUUCACCGACUACAGGCAAAUUUCCUUUCACACAAUGCACUAAUAAUAGCUCAGUUUCUCUCUGGGGCACUCCUGAUAAAAGAGAGACUCACACAGUUGAAGACAUGGAUCCUCAGUUAUUUGCCUUUAAGCCUCAGCUUGGAUCAAACUCUUGUUAUACUUCAUGUGCAGAAAACAAAGCGGAGCCAACAACUAAUCACCAGCAUUCCUUGCCAAGUUUCAAGGAGCUGGCUCAAUCAGAUUGUCCUGCUCAAACCAGGGGUGUUGAAGCUAGUUUGCAGUGCCAACCUCGGCAAGAUCUCAACCUUGAGGAUGGCUCAUACAACUCUUUUUCAAGAAAAGAUGGCUUAUAUGAUUCAACCAACCAGAGAGAUACCACUGAGAAAGCCAUGCUCCACCAGAUCGCAACUUAUCCUAUCAUGGUUAGUGAACACUCUCCAACUCCUGAUGACCCACAGGGUGGAGAAACUGAUACAAAAGGAGAAGUCUCAUCUUUGGCUGUCGGAGCUCCAGCCGAAGAUGGCUACAACUGGAGGAAGUAUGGACAGAAACACGUUAAAGGUAGUGAAUUUCCAAGGAGCUAUCACAAAUGUACUCAUCCGAAUUGUCCAGUGAAAAAGAAAGUGGAGCGCUCCCGAGAAGGCCGCAUAACUGAGAUAAUCUACAAAGGAGCUCACAAUCACCCCAGGCUCUCUCGCUCAUUCAGCAGCAUGCAGCUUGAGGGCUCGGAACAACCCUUUAAGGCCGGUGCUCGUGAUGGGAGGAAUGAUGGCCCGGAGGCAGCACCAUCUCCUUCUCUAGCUGCUGCAUUCUGCGACGCAUCCAAUUCAAUGGCAGUCAUAGAGGGCUCCGCCAGUUGUGAGAUCAAAGAUGCCAUGGACGUUUCCUCCAACUUAUCCAACAAUCAAGAUGAGACCGACCGGGCAAACCAUGGCAGAAUGUCGCGAGGUUGUGAUGGCGAGGGAGAUGACACCGAACCAAAACGAAGGAAGCUAGAUGCUGGAGAAUUAGAAAUGAGUGCAUCAUCAAAAGCAGUACGUGAACCGAGGGUUGUGGUCCAAACCACUAGUGAGGUUGAUAUCCUUGAUGAUGGGUACCGCUGGCGCAAAUAUGGACAGAAGGUGGUCAAAGGGAACCCGAAUCCCAGAAGCUAUUACAAGUGCACGAAUCCAGGUUGCACAGUCCGGAAGCAUGUUGAGAGGGCAUCUCAUGAUCUCAAGUCGGUGAUCACAACAUAUGAGGGAAAGCACAACCAUGAGGUCCCAGCUGCGAGGAACAACUUCCAGGCGAGCUGUGGAUCCUUCAAUGCACCACCAACCUCUGCACCCCAACCUCAGAGCCUUCACAGAAGGCCAGAGCUAGCGGCUCAGAUGCAAGAGAGGCUGGCUAGGCUGGACUGGCCACCACCAGCGGGCAGAGCUUGCAUAUCUGGAAGAGAUCAGCUUGCACCAACGACCAGCUUCUCGUUUGGGAUAAACAAAGGCAUGGCAAUGAACCUUGCAAUGGCUGGGUUGGGGCCCUUGGCUUCUUCCAUGCAAAUGCCAGUGCCCCCUUCGGGUUACUCGUAUCUGCGCGUCGACCAUCGCAAAGCUUCCGAAGGAGAGGGUUCAUGAACCCUCUCUUUCGAACGCAAGGAGAAGCCCGCAUCGAGGAACCAUCAUCAGAUGACGCGAAGGGUACUUCUGGACCUCAGCUCUAAAUAACAGGAUGACAAGUAUGGAUCAGUUACUUCUUACAAGGAAUGCAGAGACCACAAUUGUUUCCUUGUGCAGCUCUUUUUUUGCCAU